Molecule: messenger RNA, 861 nt
Organism: Sugiyamaella lignohabitans
Lineage: Eukaryota; Fungi; Ascomycota; Dipodascomycetes; Dipodascales; Trichomonascaceae
Gene: TFA2
Product: Tfa2p
Exons: 1
Coding region: 1-861 (286 amino acids)
Biological process (GO): transcription initiation at RNA polymerase II promoter
Cellular component (GO): transcription factor TFIIE complex
Source: RefSeq, a predicted model, not a curated record
AUGUCAUCAUUAAACGACCAGCUUAAUUCGUUCCGCAGCAAAGUCAGAAAUGCUCCCACUGUAGCGAAACCUGUUAUAUCAGAUGCUGCGGCAGCUCGCAAAAGAGCUGCUAGUAGUCUUGUAGCGAAAGCUAACCCAUCAUUAAAUGAUGAUAAAUCAGACUUGUCUGAUACGAGCCCUGCCAAAAAACAGAAGAGAUCAAUUGUUAAUUAUGCUCAAGCGGCCAAUUCAGGGAUUGGAAAUCAUCAGAGUACUCAACUAGUACAUGCCGUAGAAUAUAUUAAGCGCCAUGACCAGCCGGUGAAGUGGAAGGAUAUUGAGCGAUAUUUAUCGUUUCCAAUUGAACCACUUCUAAAGCUGAUGAGAAAUAUCGACCGAAUUAAAAUCGAUGAUGAAAAUCAAACGGCUUCCUAUGUUUCAGAAUACAACAUUUAUAGUGCGGAUGAUCUGCUCUCGUUUUUAAGAGCACAAAAGACGUUCCAGGGAAUCCAAGUGAAGAAAUUAAAAGAUGGCUGGAACGGCUGUUUGGACGCUAUCGACAAAUUAGAGAAAUCUGAAGAUAUUGUUGUCUUGCGGAUGAAAAAGGAAAAUGGUCCUAAGUACAUUUGGGCUAAUACUGGGGGUACUAUCGGAGGAAUCGAUCCAGCCUUCACUGAGCUUUGGAAAAAGGUUAAAGUACCAACUGCCAGUGAACUGCCCGGAUUAUUGGAAAAAGCUGGACUCAAACCUGCCUCUGUAGACCCCGCAACUGUAAAGAAAACGAACACCCCUGAGAAGGAUCGCAAGCAAAAGAAACCUCGCCGUGGUAAAAUUACGAACACUCAUUUGCGUGGGGUUCUUAAAGACUAUAGUAGUAUAUGA